AUGCAGGUCAAAGCUGGCAGUCUAGCGACCUCCGAUUACCCAAUCCCCCUUCUCAUUGCACUGGCGACGAUUCUGGAACGACUUCUCCACCCAAUUCUGACGUCUGCAGGGAAUCUGUCUAGCUACCAACAGUGUCACAGAUCGGGUCGUGAUACCCCAAGGACACUUUUUGAGCUCAGCGAUGCCAUCCUCGAGGGCUUCAAUCAACAGAAGCCUGCUCUGGGGACCACGGCAGUCUUAAUUGACCUGUCACGAGCCUUCGACUGCGUCUUGUGGGACUUGGUCUCCCUGAACAUCCCCACUGGUCUGGUCCAAUGGUUGGCAGCUUACAUCCGUGGCCACCACGAUCGUGUCCUUUUCCGCGGCGCUAUUUCCAAGCACCCGCGGGUCAACGAUCUCGGCAGGCAAGUCGUCCGUCACUGUUUCACACUGCACCCGAAAUGGUUCAAUCGCCACGCGGUCAUCAACGUCAACGGUGCGUCUUUACCGCUGGUCCGUAAACCCAAGCAGCUUGGCAUCCGUUUCGAUCCUCUCUUCACUUUUGCGGACCAUGCGAUGGAGGUUGCCGCUGCAGUAAUGUCCUUAGGGCUCUUGCGGGCACAUCCUGGGGCUGCGUGA
Dibothriocephalus latus is the source of this 618-nucleotide messenger RNA. Lineage: Eukaryota; Metazoa; Platyhelminthes; Cestoda; Diphyllobothriidea; Diphyllobothriidae. The record is from the annotation of a GenBank genome assembly.